Sclerotinia trifoliorum is the source of this 1146-nucleotide messenger RNA. NCBI's taxonomy places the organism in Eukaryota, Fungi, Ascomycota, Leotiomycetes, Helotiales, Sclerotiniaceae. The record is from the annotation of a GenBank genome assembly.
AUGGCUUUUAACGCAGAAGGGCCUCCCAACGUCCCAAGAAAUAGAAACCAGUCAGGGCGAUGGCAACUAUACAUGGAAGACCAUAUUGGAGAGUCUGCUCAAAACACCCCAAAUGAAAUAAAUCCCAAUAACCCUCCCGUCGGGCGCCCUCCCAGAUACAAUAACCACAUGCAUCAGCCAAGACCAUUCACAACCGACGAUAUGAGAACAUAUGAUCAGAAUUUUCCAAAUCGGAUGGCUCCAGACGACCCUCGCCCGCCGUUCAUUCCACUAAACAGCAGCCACUUAAAUGGCACCGCAGAUGACACGGCUAGGAAAAUCUCGGGAGUUCAUCAUUUUUACCUCGGUCAAAAGGUUCCUAGUCCUAGCCCUAGUCUGCCUUUGUCAUCUUUGACUAGGGAUAUCAGAAUGUUUCGUUGGAGAUCCUCGGUUCAAAUGCAUAUGGAUUCUAGUUUUGCUCCCUUAGAAUAUAUGCAUGAUCCAAGAACUAAUAGUGAAUUGUCUUUUGGCGCCCCACGUGGUCCAGGAAAUAGCGAUCAUCUUAGCCCGCUGCCAACCUUGAGCAACAAUAAUGGGCAGAGUUCCCAUUCAAUCUCCCCCCUCAACAGAGAACAAGCACCAAAAACUCCCAACACAACCUCAUCACACAAACCCAAGCCACCAUCCGCCAGCAGUCCCGACUGCACAAUCUGUCUCUCUCCCCUUCCAGCUCCUCCAAAAGUCGCACUCGUAGACCCAUGCAAUCACGAAUUCUGCCUCGACUGUAUCCAAUACUGGAUACAGACCCAAAGAAAAAGAGCAAGUGUAUGCGUACAGCGACUAACCUGUCCACUUUGCAGAGGAACUAUUCAAAGGGUUAUCGGCAGGGAUGGGGAGGUUGUGGGAUCACGGAAAAGACGCAUGAUGGAGGCUGCGAAUUUGGCUGCUGAGGAACAAAGAAGAUGGGAGUUGGAUCUUGCUGGACAUACGGGUAGUCGGAUUGAGGGAGUGCCGAGAACAUUGGAUAGAGUGGGUCGUGCGGGCGACGUAGGUAAUCAGGUUGGGGAAGCACGAAGAAGACGUGAUAGAUGGAGUGGUGCAGGUACUGGUCGUUCCACAAGGGAGGAGGACCUUCCGGGUAAUGGGGCGGCUAACUGGUGGACCUGA